AUGGAGGGAUAUCUUAAGAAGUGGAUCAACAUAGUUACUAGAUGGCAGGACAGAUACUUCAUUUUGAAUGAUCACAUUCUCCAUUAUUGCGAACAUUAAGGAGGGCAGUCCAAAGGCUAAAUUCAUUUAAAAGUGGCUGCGAUCAUAUUGGUUCCUGAAGAUCCUCUGAAAAUCAUCAUUAACACAGGGACAAAUGAAAUAUAAGUGAAGGCUUCAAGUGUACCAGAAAAAAUAGAAUGGGUGAAUGCUUUGAAAAGAGCUAAAGAGAGGUCCUAGGAAACCAUUCCUAGAGAUUGUAUCAAAGAAGUAAAUGAUAUUCUAACAGACAUUUGGGUUACCCAAGCAGCAUUUGAUGAAACAUUAAAUAUACUUGUACCUAAAUUGGAAAGACAAUCGAAAUAUGUGGAAUUAAAAUAAAAUUACAAGUUUAUUAGAAAUACUCUUCAAGGAAUAUCUUCUUUGCUAGUACUGUAAUUGUUAGAAGUGGAAAAAGAGAAGUUAUAAUCUCAAUAGUCAGAUGAUUAAACUGUAUUUUAAUCAUUCAGGAAUAUAACAAAUGGAAUUGACGACUUUAACCGAUAAAGCUCGAGUAUUGACAUUUUAGAGUCUCUUAAAUAUGAACAACCAAUAUAAUAUAAAAAUCUUAUUAAUAAUCCAGUUUUCUAAAAAAUUUAAUUCACAAAUUCCUAAAUUAGAGCUGCAUUGCCUAGAUCUUAAGAUCCAAAUGAAAAGCUGAAAGUUUGGAGUUUUAUUAAAGAUAUGAUAGGUAAGGAUCUUUCGAAAUUAGCUGUUCUGGUGUAUUUUAAUGAGCCUCUGUCUAUGCUGUAAAGAUUAGCUGAGAAUUUAGAAUACUAUCAAACAUUAAUUGAAGCUAAUCAAGAAUAAGAUUAGUGGCUUAGAAUGUGUUAUGUAAUGGGAUUUGGAGUCAGCAUAAGAAACCAUUUAAUCCUAUUUUUGUAACCUAUAGGAAAUGUAUAUAUUAAACUCAAACAAUUUAAUGAUAAAUUCUCCUAUAAUAAAUGCACUACGAAAGUACACAAUAUCAUUUUUGCCAACAUGUAUAUUGAACAUAUUGGAGAUGUGGUUUUUAACAAUUAUACCACUAAUGACAAAGGCAUUCUGACUCUCUCUGAAAAUCAUAAAAUGGUUGGAACUGUUUAUGAUAGUAAUGGCUAAGAAAAGUACAAGUUGAAAGGAUUAUGGAAUGAUUCAUUGGUUGCUCAUAAUGUUUAAACAGGAAAAGAAACUUUGGUUUGGAGAAAGUACGAUUUGCCUUAAGACUAUAAAAAUUACUUCUUUUUUACUAAAUUCGCUCUUAAUUUGAAUCUGCUUAAUAUAGAUUUGAUUAAAUAGCUUCCGUGUACAGAUUGUAGAUUAAGACCGGAUCAAUUGGCUUUAGAGUAUGGCUUCAUUGAUUUGGCUGCUGAUGAAAAACAUCGUCUUGAAUAGAAAUAGAGAUAGAGAAGAAAGGAGAUGCAAAUUGCAGGUCAACAGCAUUUGCCUUAAUAUUUUGAUUUGAUCAAGGAACCAUGCACAAAUGAAAUGAUUUAUAAAUACAAGGGGAAUUAUUGGAGGAAAAAAGGAGAGGGCUUAGACUUGUUUUGA
This is a messenger RNA of Paramecium tetraurelia, 1605 nucleotides long. RefSeq lists its product as uncharacterized. Gene Ontology annotation, cellular component: cytosol; intracellular membrane-bounded organelle; membrane. NCBI's taxonomy places the organism in Eukaryota, Ciliophora, Oligohymenophorea, Peniculida, Parameciidae. The transcript is spliced from 5 exons. The record is from RefSeq and is a predicted model, not a curated record. Gene Ontology annotation, molecular function: sterol binding.